AUGAAAGUACCAGAGUGUGAGGAAAUAUACAUUGGGGGGGACUUUAAUGGACAUGUGGGAAGGAUGAAUGACGGGUAUGAGAGGGUGCAUGGGGGCAGAGGUUACGGAGUUAGGAACCGAGACGGUGAAGCUCUACUUGAAGCAGCCUUGGCCUUUGACUUAGCAAUAGCCAACACAUUCUAUCAAAAACGGGAACAACACCUUAUCACAUACCGUAGUGGUCUACACUCUACCCAAAUUGACUACAUUCUUUUAAGAAGAAACAGGCUAAAAUCGGCCAAGGACUGCAAGGUAAUACCGAGUGAGAGUCUCGUCUCCCAGCAUAGGCUACUGCUCCUAGACUUAACUCUGAAAGUUCAGAGUUUAAAUAAGAGCCCGAAGCCCCCAGUUAGAACGAAAUGGUACAGAUUGGAUGAUAGGGAGGUGGCUGCAGAAUUCCGGGAAAGAGUGGUUGGUAAAAUGAUAGAGAUGGGAGAUAUGGUGGGGAUGGGAGUAAACGAGUGCUGGAGUGAGAUGGCAAUGUGGGUGCGAAGUGUGGCAAGGGAUGUCUUAGGGGAAACGAAAGGGAAAAGGAAGAUAGAGAAGGAUACAUGGUGGUGGAAUGAGGAACGCCAUCUAGAAGUAGAUUCUGACAACAACAUAAUCAUGACCGAUAAGUGUUCUAGCUGCGGUAAAUUCGUUGCAUCGUCAGAUGGCGUUAAGUGUAGUAAAUGCAAUACAGUACAUCAUAAACAAUGCGUGAAUGUAAGUGCGAAUUCAAAGGUCGGCCCGAAAUGGUAUUGUAAGACUUGUAAACGCAAGCCUACUUAUGCUGAUAACGGCGAAACGUCUGGAGAUGUCCCUCGGCUGGCAGAACCAUCAUCCCUUUCGGAAGAAAUUAAGCUUCUUCGGUCAGAGAUUAACUCUUUGCGCAAAGACAUAAUGUCCGUAAUUUCAUCUACGAAUACUGAACUUCAGAACAGGCUGGAAGUCAUAGAAGAGAGAUUGUCCAAGUUGGAGAACCAGCACCCCCUGGAAAACCCGACACAAAGCGUUGAUAUUAAUAAAACUAUAGAACGACUCUAA
Molecule: messenger RNA, 1065 nt
Organism: Melitaea cinxia (Glanville fritillary)
Lineage: Eukaryota; Metazoa; Arthropoda; Insecta; Lepidoptera; Nymphalidae
Exons: 2
Coding region: 1-1065 (354 amino acids)
Biological process (GO): chromatin remodeling
Cellular component (GO): nucleus
Source: RefSeq, a predicted model, not a curated record